Messenger RNA from Williopsis jadinii, 621 nucleotides. It is a transcript of the gene MRP21, whose product is annotated as mitochondrial 37S ribosomal protein bS21m. The coding region runs from base 37 to 534 and encodes 165 amino acids. NCBI's taxonomy places the organism in Eukaryota, Fungi, Ascomycota, Saccharomycetes, Phaffomycetales, Wickerhamomycetaceae. Gene Ontology annotation, molecular function: structural constituent of ribosome. The transcript has a single exon. The record is from RefSeq and is a predicted model, not a curated record. Gene Ontology annotation, cellular component: mitochondrial small ribosomal subunit; ribosome. Gene Ontology annotation, biological process: translation; mitochondrial translational initiation.
AUCACCAGGUAGCAGAGCGGGAGUUUUAUACCAAAGAUGUUUGGUCUCAGAAGCAUUUGUAAGGUUGGUACUCAGAGAGCCUGCGGCAUUUCUCUCGUUCAAACACGCUGCAAUCAAACCAGCGCUGUUCUCGAUAGAUUCAAGAACUCUACCAAUGGCACCGGUAACAAAUCCCAACCGUCGUUGAGAACACCACCUUCAAUCUCACAAGUGGCACGUAAGACCAAGAACGAUCUCAGUGCCAGUGAUGCCAGAGGCAGCCCAAAGGCUUAUGCACGUACGGUUGCCAUCAAGGGCCCAAUUGCCGGAAGAAUUGUGUCUGUGCCUCAAGGUAACAUCGAUUCAGCGUUCAGAAGCUUGAAGUACCUUGUGAACUCGAACAAUAUCAGAUUGGAUAAGAAUGCACAGAGAUUCUACAAGAAACCAAGUAAGGUGCUAGAGGAGAAGAGAAUGAGAAGAAAGAAGAAAUUGUUUGACCAAGGUAUUAGAAGAUUGGUUGACAUUGUGAAGGACGCAAAGAGAAGGGGAUAUUAGGCAUAGAACAAGCAAUCCUCCUUCUCUAUCAGAUCAUGUACAUAGCUCAAUACACCAAGGAAUGAAUUGCUCCGUAUUAAACUGGCG